AUGCAGACCGAGAUGCGGCGGUCGAAGAGGUUUUUUUGGCAAGUUUGCAAGAAACCAUGUGAUAGCGGAAUCAGGAAACAGCGCUUGGAGCUUUGGUGCCGGUUAGCUUCCCUCAUGGCUACAGGGAAUAAGGCUCCCUUGCAGUCAGUGCAAUCCUUGCACAAACGUGCGCAGAAAGGCCAAAUCACGCAGAUUUCUCCAAUAGUUGAUCUGGUGAAUGCUCUUUCCUUGAAGCACGUGGUUUGCGGGAGUGGCUUUGAUUUGAAGGCUUUGCCAGGCGAUCUAAUGCUGCGGGUUUGCACAAAUGCCGAUCAUUUCCUGGCCAUGGAUGCCUUGUCAAUGUCUCCUGAAAGAGUUAACGCGGGAGAAGUGGCGUACACAACUACUCCAACCAGCAGUGGUAAUGUGCUCAAGCGACACCUAUCGCACAAGCAGUCAAAGCUGGGUGCAAUUGGACCUGAGACCCAAGAUGCACUUUUGCUGUUUGAGAUGCCAGCAGAACUUGUCGAGGCGGUUUUGAAAGAUUUGGCUAACGACGUUAAGAAGCUGCCGAAGAUAUUGAUGAGUUCACCUGAAAGGCGCAAGAGAGGACAAAACGAGGCGAAGAUUUGCAUGUAUCCUUUGAGCUCCAGCCACCCCAUAGUUCACCUGCCAACAGUUCCGAUUGUAUGCUGA
This is a messenger RNA of Durusdinium trenchii, 675 nucleotides long. The record is from the annotation of a GenBank genome assembly. Lineage: Eukaryota; Dinophyceae; Suessiales; Symbiodiniaceae.